Cannabis sativa is the source of this 6480-nucleotide messenger RNA. Its product is annotated as protein NETWORKED 1A. The record is from RefSeq and is a predicted model, not a curated record. Bases 661 to 6261 code for a protein of 1866 amino acids. Gene Ontology annotation, molecular function: actin filament binding. Lineage: Eukaryota; Viridiplantae; Streptophyta; Magnoliopsida; Rosales; Cannabaceae. Gene Ontology annotation, cellular component: plasma membrane. The transcript has 5 exons.
AUUAUUUAUUUUAUUACUUUUUUACUAGGCUCAUUCUCUCUUCUCUUUACAGUUCACAAGUCAUCAAACAGUGUCAGUUUCAUGUCAGAUUAGAUGAUAGCAUAUAAUGCAAAGCUCCCAAUAGAGAGAGAAGUGUGCAGAAAUACUGUUGGAGUUCAGUGAGAGAAAAUGGGGUAAGAGGUAUUCCUUGCAGCUGAGUGGUACUAUCACAGCUGCUAACCACAACCCAUUACCAGUUUUUCGUUGUUUUGGUGUUUUUGAUCCAAAUGGAGCAGAAAAUAUCGAUUUUUUUGCAGUUUUAGCCGAUACCCAUUUGCUUAAAAUCAAUGCUUUGCUUUCACUUCAAUGGUGGCUUUGCUUGCCUUUUUAACAAACCCAUCACUGGAUUCAUUCAUCGGGUCUCAAUUUUGGGUACUUGAAGGCUCAUUGAAAUAAAUAAAGGAGUAGCAAUUACUACAUUAUUGGAUCUGUUAUAUUGAACUGGUUGAAGGAACUCUUAUAUACAUGAGCAAAAAGUCUAGCUUUGCAUAUAAUUUGGUGGCAAAAAUCUGUUGAAGUUAUAUUCUGGCCUGGAUCCAGUAUCUUGGCCUUUUGUACAGGUACAAGGACCAUCCUCAUAUAAGGUCAAGACCAUAUCUGUGGUUGGUCUUAGCUGGAGUCAUGGGAACCUUAUUACACUCAGAGUCCAGACGCUUAUAUUCUUGGUGGUGGGACAGCCACAUUAGCCCCAAGAAUUCUAAAUGGCUUCAAGAAAACCUUACAGACAUGGAUGCCAAAGUCAAAUCAAUGAUCAAGCUCAUUGAAGAAGAUGCAGAUUCCUUUGCAAGGAGGGCAGAAAUGUAUUAUAAGAAACGUCCAGAGCUUAUGAAGCUGGUUGAAGAGUUUUAUCGAGCUUAUCGUGCAUUAGCAGAGAGGUAUGACCAUGCAACUGUGGAGCUGCGCCAUGCCCAUCGAACCAUGCAAGAAGCAUUUCCCAACCAACUACCUUAUGCUCUUGGUGAUGAAUCACAGUCAAACUCUUCCGCAGGUCCUGAGGUUGAACCCCAUACACCAGAAAUGCCACAUCCAAUUCGUGCUUUACUUGAUCCAGAUGACUUGCAUAAAGAUGCAUUGGGACUCUCUUCAACCAACUUGUUUACAUUGAAAAGCAAUGGUGGAAAUUUGGAAGAUUCGGACUUGGGGAUAAACAAAAGGGGUCUGAAACAGCUGCACGAGAUGUUUAAUUCAGGAGGAGCAGCAACAGAAAGCCCAAAGGUUGGAGACAAAAAGACGAAAAAGGGUCAAAUGUUAUCUGUAGCUGAAGAGAGUGGACAAAAUUUUGAUUGUGUUUCGCAGAUAUCAAAUGGGAACCAGAAGCUGAAAAACCAGGUCCUAUUUGAGUCUGAACGUGCAUCAAAAGCUGAAACGGAGGUUCAAAGUUUAAAGAAAACAUUGGCAAAGGUGCAAGCUGAAAAGGAUACUCUCCUUUUUCAAUAUCAGCAAAAUGUAGAGAAGUUAUCUAAUAUGGAUAGAGAACUUAAGCAUGCACAACAAGAUGCUGGCCUGCUAGAUGAACGAGCAACCAAAGCUGAAAUUGAAAUAAAUAUAUUGAAGGAAUCCCUUUCAGAACUGGAAACUGAGAGAGAUGCUGGUCUUCUUCAAUUCAAUCAGUGUUUAGAGAAGAUAUCUAGCCUGGAGGAUCUGUUAUCUCAAGCCCAAGAGGAAGGAAAGGGACAAAGUGAGCGAGCUCAAAGGGCAGAAGCUGAAUGUCAGAAUCUCAAUCAAGAACUUUGUAGAUUAGAGGCUGAGAAAGAAGCUGGGCUUGUUCAGUACAAAUAUUGUCUUGAGAAAAUAUCUAUUUUGGAAUCUAAACUGUCACUUGCUGAAGAAAAUGCCAGAUUACUUAAUGAGCAAAUUGAAAGAGCAGAAGCUGAAGUUGAAGCACUAAAGAAAGCUGUCGCUGGGCUGAAUGAAGAGAAAGAAGCUGCAGCACUUCAGUACAAGCAGUGCAUGGAGAUAAUUGCUAUGAUGGAAGCUGAAAUUUCUCAAGCUCAAGCUAAUGUAGAACGUCUGAAUAAUGAAAUUCUGAUGGGGGCUGCUAGACUAAAAAGUGCUGAAGAACAGUGUGUUCAGUUGGAGACAUCGAAUCAAACUCUGCAGUCAGAAGCAGAUGAUUUGUUGCAGAAAAUAUCUAGGAAAGAUCAACAACUUACAGAAAAAAAUGAUGAAUUGAAUAAAUUUCAGACCCUUAUGCAAGAGGAACACUCAAAGUUUCUGCAAGUUGAAGCAACCCUCCAAGCUCUGCAGAAGUUGCAUUCUGAAUCUCAAGAGGACCAGAGAGCCUUGGCGUUGGAUCUUAAGAAUGGGCUCCAAAUGUUGAAUGAUCUGGAGGUACGGAAACGUAGCAUGGAAGACGAAAUGGAACGAGUUAAAGAAGAAAACAGGAAUCUCUCUGAUCUCAACCUUUCAAGCAACUUAUCACAGCAGAAUCUACAAGAAGAAAUAUUUAGCUUGAAGGAGAUGAAACAGAAACUUGAACAGGAGGUUGCACGAAAGGAGGACCAAAGUGACUCUCUCCAGCAGGAAAUUGGGCAUUUAAAUGGGGAACUAAAGAGCUUGACAAGUAGAUACCAAGUAAUAUUGAAGCAAGUGGAUUCAGUUGGUUUAAAUCCUGAAACCCUUGAGAGAUCUGUGAAGGACUUGCAAGAAGAGAACUUGAAGCUGAAUGAGAUCUGCAAAAGAGACAGAGACGAGAAAGAAGCCCUUUAUGAGAAGAUGAGGGAUAUGGGUAAACUUUCAACAGAGAAUGCUCAUCUGCAAGGCUCCCUGUCUGGAUUGAAUCUUGAGUUGGAGGAUUUAAGAGACAAGGUCAUGAAAUUGCAAGAAUCCUCCAACUUUCUCCAGGGAGAAAAAUCAACUCUGGUUGCUGAAAAAGCUGCUCUUCUGUCACAAUUACAGAUUGUCACUGAGAAUAUGCAGAGGCUCUCAGAGAAGAACACCUUGCUGGAGAAUUCCCUCUCUGGUGCAAAACUGGAACUUGAAGAGUUAAGACUAAAAUCGAAGAGCUUGGAAGAAAUGUGCCAGAUGCUCAACAAUGAGAAGUCCAAUCUUCUGAACGAAAGAAGCACCCUGGUGUCUCAAUUGGAAAAUGUUGAAAAGAGACUGGGAAAGCUGGAGAAGAGGUUUUCAAAAUUAGAAGAGAAAUAUACUGACCUGGAGAAGGAUAAAGAAUCCACAGUGCAUCAGGUGGAAGAACUCCGCAGUUCCCUUCUUGUAGAAAAGCAAGAACAUUCAAGUUAUAUGCAGUCAACUGAGGCUCGAUUGGCGGGUUUGCAGUAUGAUGUGCAUAUCUUACAGGAAGAAAGCAGAUUGGGAAAGAAAGAAUUUGAAGAAGAACUAGACAGAGCUGUAAAUGCCCAGAUCGAGAUCUUCAUCCUGCAGAAGUUUAUUGAAGAUUUGGAGGAAAAGAAUUUUUGUCUGCUCCUUGAAUGUCAGAAACAUGUUGAGGCAUCCAAGUUUUCUGAUAAACUCAUCUCAGAACUGGAGAGUGAAAACCUUGAGCAGCAGGUGGAAGCAGAGUUCCUGGUAAGUGAAAUUGAAAAGUUGAAAUUGGGGAUUAAACUGGUGCUUAAGGCUCUCCAGAUUGAGCCAGAUCAUGGAAAUGACAAGAAAUUUGAUCAAGAGCACGUAUCAGUGCGGUGUAUUCUGGAUAAUAUUCGCAACUUAAAAAGUUCUAUUUCAAGAAGCGAGGACGAGGAGCAACGAUUGUUGGUUGAAAACUCUGUGGUUUCAACAUUUCUGCAGCAAUUCAGAGACUCUGUUGUGGAGCUUGAAUCGGAAAAACAGACCCUUGAGCAGGUGAUUGGAGCUAUAAGAGGUCAAAGUAACAAGUUGCAAAAUGAUAAGCAAGAGCUUCUAGAUAUGAAUGCGAAGCUGAGGCUUGAAGUGAGCAAGAAAGAGCACCAGGAGGAAGUAUUAAAGGUUGAAUUAGGAACUCUGCAUGUGAAGAUGGAAAAUCUUGAGGGAGCUUACUUCAGUUUACGGGAACAAAAUUCCAAGGUUCUAGAAGAGAAUAGAUCUUUGCUUAAGAAACUUUUGGACCUUAAGGAGGAAAAGGACUUCCUUGCAGAGGAAAGUGAUGUUAUUCUUCACGAAGCAAUAUCUCUGAACAUUCUCUCAUUGGUUUUGGAGAGCUUUACAGUUGAAAAAGCCACAGAACUAAAAGAGCUUUCUGAGAAUCUGAACUCACUCUGUAAGGUUAACAAUGAUAUCAGGGAGGAAAGUAGAAUGCUGAGGCAGAAAUUGGAGAAUAAAGAAGCAGAAAAUGCACAUUUAAGCGAGUCGGUUGAAAUGCUGGGCAAGGAGUUUCAUGAAGGAAGAGACUUGAAUGAUCAACUAAGCCUUCAACUUUUGACUGAAAAGGAUUUCCUAGAACAGAAGACAGCAGAGCUCUCAGAAACAGAACAGAAUCUAAAGGUUACUGAGGACCUGAAUGUGAAAUUAUCCAAGACUGUUGAGGAACUGAAGAUGGAAUGUGAAGAGUUAAAAUUCAACAGAGAUAUUCUUGCAGAAAAGAUUCUUGAAGUAACUGAAGACAGUUGUAAUCAGAAAAAGGAAAUCGAGAACCUUCGUGGAGUGAAUGAAACUUUAGAAGUUAAGAUGGGAAUGUUAUGUAAAGAAAUUGAAGAAUGCAGGAUCAAAGAAGAAAAUUUAAGUUCAGAGUUGCAAGAGAAAAGCAAUGAUUUUGAACUUUGGGAAGCAGAGGCUGCAUCCUUUUAUUUUGAUCUCCAGAUUUCUGCUGUUCGUGAAGUUUUGCUUGAAAAUAAGGUACAUGAGCUUAUUGAAGUUUGUGACAAUCUUGAAAAUGAAAGUUCUGCCAAAAGCUUGGAGAUUGAUCAAAUUAAAAACAAAGUAAACUUCCUGGAAAGCCAAGUUGGAUGUCUGGAGGCCAAGUUGACUGCAUAUGUUCCAGCCAUAGCUUCUUUGAGGGAGAAUGUAACAUCUCUUGAGCACAGUGCUCAGCUCAAAACGAAGCUUCUAGCCGUAGGCAAUCAUGCACAAAAGGGUGUGAAAACAAAUCAUCUUUGUGAAGAGAGCUGUGAAGAGAUCAAAGAAGACAAGACUGUUGAGAUCCCGGAUGGGCUUCUGGAUCUGCAAGAAAUGCAGGAUUCUAUUAAAGCAGUUGAGAGGGCAACGGUAGAAGAAAUGGAAAAGCUUUCAACUGAAGCAGUUGAAAAGGCCAUGGAAGAGGAAGUGGAAAGACUUGCCGUGCAGGACUCCCUGAACAACCACAUCAGGGCAGCAGCGGAAAGUGAAGAAGCUGAGGAGCUAAGAUUGAGUGGCGUAACGAUGAAAGAGGAAGACAAUACAAAUGAAAAGACAAAGAGAAAUAAUGUGUCGUUUGGUAACAAUGCCAAGAAAUCUAAAGCCGAAAAUGGGAUAUUGAUGAAAGACAUUCAGCUUGAUCAAGUGUCAGAUUCUUCAUUGUACGGAAGAAGUAGGAGAAAGAAUGGUGAGACUGAUGAACAGAUGCUUGAAUUAUGGGAAACUACAGAAAAAGACUGCAGCCAGGACAAACCUAUUGCUCUAAACCUUGCAUCUGAACCAAGUCAGGCUGUCACCAGACGCCGUUCAUAUAGAGAGCAAAAAUUCAGAAAUUCUACUUCCAAGGCACAGGUUGAGAAGGAGCUUGGCAUUGACAAAAUGGAGUUAUCUUUUGACAGAUUGCAAAACCAAGAAAAUAACAGGGGAAAGAUCUUGGAGAGACUUGUGUCUGAUUCUCAGAAGUUAACAAAUCUACAAAGAAGUGUCCAAGAUUUGAAAAAGAAGAUGGAGAUAAACAAGAGAAGCAACAAAGUCAACUAUGCAGAAUUCGAAAUGGUCCAAAGACAGUUACUGGAAGUUGAGGAGGCUGUUGUGCAGCUAGGUGAUGUCAAUGAUCAACUGACAAGAGACGUGGAAGAAGAGAGUCCCUCAUCUUUUGAUGGGAAGAAUUCAGUGGAGUCAGAAGAGGUUGGACAUGUCCAGCGGAAGAGAGUAACUGAACAAGCACGAAAAGGAGCAGAAAAGAUUGGACAGCUGCAGUUCGAGGUGCAAAACAUCCAGUACAUUUUGCUGAAACUAGAGGAUGAACACAAGACCAAAGGGAAGACCAAUAGAUUUGCUGAAAGUAAAACUGGGGUUCUCCUAAGGGACUUCAUUUACAGUAGUAAGAAAACUCGUCAACGGCGGAAGAAGGGUUGUUUUUGUGGCUGCUCAAGACCUUCAACUCGCGAAGACUGAGGUGACUUGUUAGAAGGAAAGCAUAUUUUUACAAGUUUUUUUUUUUUUGAUUUUUUUCCUUCCUUUUGAUUAGUUAAUGAAGAAACCAUAUUUGUCAGCUUAGAUUGUAUCUGUAUGAAUUAGUCUCCUGAUCUAAUCAAUAAGCUGCUUUGUCCAGAACAUGAACACUAAAACUAUCCUAAUAACUAUGAACAUAUCUAUCUUAAAUGUUAAACAAAA